AUGUUAACUAUUGAAAAGAGUGAUGACAAAAAUGAAGAAUCAUCGAAAGAAAUUUCAGAGAAUUCUGAAGAAAAUGAAAAGCUUCUUAUUUCCGAAUACAUAAAUAAUUUAGAAGCUAGAAUAAAAAGUAAACAUGAAAUGCGAAAUCAAAACCUUAAUUGUAUACGGCCACCAGAAAAUCAUUUUUCAAAACUAGAUUCAGGUUUAAAGAAGAAUACCACUUUCGUUAAGAAAUUGAAAUCGUUUAGCGCAACGCAGAUUGAUACUCUUCUUAAAGAUUUUUCUUCUUUGAAUCUAACUAAAUACAUAUCGGAAGUAGCUGCAGCUAUUACAGAAGCUAAGUUAAAAAUGUCUGACAUUCCUUCUGCGAUUAAUUUAUGUUCUGCAUUACACCGUACUUACGCCGAUUUUUCAGCAAACUUUUUUGAGAAUUGGCAGAAAAUUUUGUCCUUCAAAACUACUGAUAAAAUAACAAAUUCAUCUAAACUACGUGUAGAUCUAAGAUUUUAUGCAGAACUAGUUGCAGUUGGAAUCUUUACAAAUAAAACAGGUUUACCACUGCUGGGAAAUGUGUUAACAGUUCUUAUUAAUAUGGAUAAGGAAGAACACAAUAAUAUCUCAAUACUUCUAUCCUUUUGUAAACAUUGUGGUGAAGAUUAUGCCGGUCUCAUACCCAAAAAAAUAAAAGAUAUUGCUGAGAAAUAUGGUAUGACCAUUCCACGGAAUACAUUUCUCCCAGCAGAGAAACAAAGUGCUGUAAGGACCCUUUUAAAAGAUUAUUUUAUGUCUCUUACAAAGCAUCUUCUUGCCGAGAGAGCUCAGUUACAGGCCUUGCAUGCAGCAAACCAAAGAACUUUACAUACUAGAGGUGAAUUAUCACAAGAACGAAAAGAUCAGUUAGAACAACACCAGGCAACAUAUGACAAAUUAUUAGCUGGAGCACAAAAUUUUGCUGAAGUGCUUGGAGAGGAGUUGGGAGAGGCUGGAGAACCACCAACUUUAUCUUUGACUGUGAUUGAGACCCAAGGCACUGUUACUAUAGGAGGUAAUGAAGAAAUUUCAAUGCAAGCUGGCACGGAUCCAUGGCAAGAUGAAGAUACAAGAACAUUUUACACUAGCUUACCAGAUUUAAAAGUUUUUAUGCCCAAUUAUCAGUUAAAAGAGACUGUCAAAAGUAAAGCAGAAACCGUGACAGAAGAGAUGUUGGAUGAAGAUAUAAAAGAGGAUGAAUUAAGUGAUAAUGAGGAGCCACCUACAGUACCAGAUGUCGAGCAGGAAGAAACUCAACCUGCUAAUGUUUCUAACAAAUAUGCUUUAGAUGCUUUUCUAAAUGAACUACCAAAUUGUAUAAAUAGAGAAUUAAUAGAUAAUGCAGCUGUGGAUUUCGUUUUGAAUCUCAAUACAAAGAACAAUCGGAAAAAACUAACAAGAGUUUUAUUUAGUGUUGCUAGAACACGUCUUGAUUUAUUGCCAUUCUACUCUAGAUUUGCAGCAAUAUUAUAUCCAGUCUUACCAGAUGUAUGUGUUGACUUAUGUCAGAUGCUGAAACAAGAUUUUAAAUAUCAUGUUAGGAAAAAAGAUCAAAUUAAUAUUGAAUCAAAGAUAAAAGUGGUCAGAUUUAUUGGAGAAUUGGUGAAAUUUGGUUUAUAUUCAAAAAUGGAGGCAUUAUAUUGUUUAAAAGUACUUUUGCAUGAUUUUAAACAUCAUCAUAUUGAAAUGGCGUGCAAUCUUCUAGAAACUUGUGGCAGAUACCUGUAUUGCAAUCCAGAUACUCAUCAAAGGACUAUGAUAUAUUUACAACAAAUGAUGAGAAAAAAGAUUGUUUCAGCAUUAGAUUCUCGUUAUGUAACACAAAUCGAAAAUGCUUUCUACUAUGUUUGUCCUCCCGAGACUCCAGCACAGCCGAAAGAAGAAGAACCUCCAAUGCAUCAGUUCAUAAGGAAAAUAUUACAUGAAGACUUACAAAAGAGUAACGAGGAAAAAAUCUUAAGAUUAAUGAGAAAACUUAAUUGGGAUGACCCAGAGAUAUCAUUUGUUGCUAUUCAGCAUUUGGCUGGUGGAUGGAGAGUGAGAGCUAGUGCAAGACGAGCCUUAGCUCGAUUGACUGCAGAAUUAGCAACUUGGCAAGAAGCCGUAGCCCCAGCAGUUGUUGACACUAUUCUUGAGGAAAUUCGCCUUACGAUGGAAGAUCCACAUCCCCGAUAUAAUCAAAGACGAAUAGCUACUGUAAGAUAUCUUGGAGAGUUAUAUAACUAUAAAUUACUUGACUCCCGAGAUGUUUUUACCGUUUUAUACUCUUUAAUUACUUUUGGCGUGACUAAUGAUCAUAGUAAUAUUUCCCCAAUUGACCCUCCAGACAACGUCUUUAGGAUACGUCUCGUUUGCGCUUUACUCGAAACAUGUGGCGCGUAUUUUAACAGUGGAUCUAGCAAAAAGAGAUUAGAUUAUUUCUUGGUGUUUUUCCAAAAUUACUAUUGGUUCAAAUAUACUGACCCGUACUGGAGUGAAAGUAAUAAAUUUCCUAUUUAUGUUAAAUACAUAUAUCAAGAAUGUUUGACAAGUUUAAGACCAAAGUUGGAUUUAUUCACGAGUUGGCAACAAUGUAAGGAUGCUAUUGAAGACCUGAGGCAAACCCUGUAUCCAGAAUUGGGUGAAGACGAACAAUUUGAUAAUGAAGAUCAAGGAGAAGACAAUGUGAAUGACGGUUUGGAUACUAUAAUGGAGACUGAUGAUGAAACGGAUAAUCCACAAUUACCGGAUGAGAGUUCAGAUGAAGAUCCAGUAACUGAUAAUGCGACAAAUGAUCUGAAUGAAGUACAAAAUGAUGAAAUGGUUAUAGAGCACAGGCGGCCAGCGGUGAAGCCGGUUGAAGAUACUGAAUUUGAAAGUGCUUUUGAAAAAAUGGUCAUGGAAAACAUUGCUGAAAGACAACGCGAAAAUAGGCCUCAACAAAGAGAUAUUGCAGUACCAAUGACGUGUCGGCAAACUACAAAAAAAACUUACGAACAGCUUUUGCAAGGGAAGGAAGGCGUAGAGUUCGUUUUGAUGGUCAGGAAAGGUACCAAACCGCAAUAUAAGUCAUUUAACGCACCACCGGAACUGGCUAGCAAUUUACAGCAGCAAGCACUUGCUGACAAACAAGAAAUGGAAAGAAUGAAACGUUUGACAUUGAAUAUUUCUGAAAGACAAGAAGAAGAAGAAUAUAGUGCUGAGAGUGGGGGAGGAUCCGGUGGAAUUGGAAAUCCGAACAGAGGGCAGCAUGUUCGACAAAAAUAUCAACAUCCAAAAGGCGCCCCCGAUGCUGAUUUAAUUUUUGGACCAAAAAAAUUUAAAUAA
Molecule: messenger RNA, 3336 nt
Organism: Parnassius mnemosyne (clouded apollo)
Lineage: Eukaryota; Metazoa; Arthropoda; Insecta; Lepidoptera; Papilionidae
Source: the annotation of a GenBank genome assembly